AUGCCUGUGGCCUCCACCAGGACAGAACCUGUGCCCCAAGUGGUGGACGCAAUGAGUGACAGCACCACCAGCUCCACCACGGCCAAUGACCUGGACCUCAUCUACCUCAAAGGCAUCAUGGAGAGCCCUCAGGAGCAGGAGGCGAGCCUGAAGGAUCUGCGUCUGUCGCCGGUGAGGGAGAACAACGUGGAGCUCCUGCAGGAGAUUCUCAGAGACCUGGACCCCUUCACACACCGCUCCAACACUGCAGCUGAGCUCGCAAGCAUACUCACACAGCCUCACUUCCAGUCUCUACUGGAGACUCAUGAUUCAGUGGCGUCGCAGGCAUGUGAUAGCCCACCCCCGAGCCCAUGCGAUUUUGUGGAUCACGAGCCAGAAGACGGCCACAAGCACAACCUGCCCCCUCCACCUGACGCAAUCCGCAUGGUGGGCAUACGCAAAGUGGCGGGGGAGCAUCUGGGUGUGACAUUCAAGGUGGAGGGUGGUGAGCUGAUUAUAGCCCGCAUCCUCCAUGGAGGGAUGAUAGACCAGCAAGGACUGCUGCAUGUUGGAGAUAUAAUCAAAGAGGUGAACGGACGAGAGGUGGGCCAGGACGCGAGGGUGCUGCAGGAGGAGCUGCAAGCAGCCAGUGGGAGUGUAGUUCUGAAGAUACUGCCCAGCUACCAUGAAACCAUUCCGCCAAGACAGGUGUUCUUUAAGUGUCACUAUGACUAUGAUCCAGCCAAUGACAACCUGAUUCCCUGUAAGGAGGCGGGCUUAAGGUUUGAGACAGGAGACAUCCUGCAGAUAGUCAACCAGGAUGACGUCAACUGGUGGCAGGCCCGUCAUGUGGAGGGUGGUAGCGCUGGACUGAUCCCCAGUCAGAUGCUGGAGGAGAAGAGGAAAGCGUUUGUUAAGAGAGACGUGGAACUGGCACCUGCAGGGAAUCUUUGUACUGGUGUUGGUGGGAAGAAGAAGAAGAAAAUGAUGUAUGUGACCACCAAAAAUGCAGAGUUUGACAGACAUGAGAUAUUGCUCUAUGAGGAGGUGGCCAAGGUCCCGCCUUUCAAAAGGAAAACUCUGAUUUUGAUUGGUGCCCAGGGUGUGGGGCGGCGAAGACUGAAGAACAAGCUCUUACUGAGGGAUCCACUUCUAUUUGGCACCACCAUUCCAUACACCUCCAGAAAGCCCAAAAAGGGCGAUCGCGAGAGCCGGAUGUACGCCUUCACCAGCCGCAGCAAGAUGGAGACCGACAUCAAGAACGGCCGCUAUCUUGAACACGGAGAGUAUGACGGCAACCUGUACGGAAUCAAGAUCGACUCCAUACAUGAGGUGGUCGAGGCUGGACGCGUCUGCAUCCUGGAUGCUAACCCGCAGUCUCUCAAAGUGCUGAGGACCUCUGAGUUCCUGCCCUACGUGGUGUUCCUUCAGUCCCCAGACUUCGAGGUGCUGAAGGCGAUGAACCAGUCAGCUGCAGAGGCCGGGGUGGUUACUAAGACACUGACGGAUGAAGAGCUGCAGAGGACGUGCAACGAGAGCAGCAAGAUCCAGGCGGCCUACGGUCAGUACUUUGACCUCAGCGUCGUCAACGACAACCUGGACGAGACCUACCGCACCGUCAAGGCUGCCCUGGAAACGGUUUCUAAAAACCCCCAGUGGGUCCCCGUCACCUGGGUUUUCUAG
Messenger RNA from Chelmon rostratus (copperband butterflyfish), 1662 nucleotides. RefSeq names its product membrane palmitoylated protein 2a (gene mpp2a). Bases 1 to 1662 code for a protein of 553 amino acids. The record is from RefSeq and is a predicted model, not a curated record. The transcript is spliced from 13 exons. Lineage: Eukaryota; Metazoa; Chordata; Actinopteri; Chaetodontiformes; Chaetodontidae. Gene Ontology annotation, cellular component: plasma membrane; cell-cell junction. Gene Ontology annotation, molecular function: protein binding.